This is a messenger RNA of Mycena citricolor, 407 nucleotides long. NCBI's taxonomy places the organism in Eukaryota, Fungi, Basidiomycota, Agaricomycetes, Agaricales, Mycenaceae. The record is from the annotation of a GenBank genome assembly.
CGAUAAGCGCCCAGAAAGCAGCACUCCUCUGACCUGAGUCAAAAGGGAUCAACUCAACUGGGCACCCUGGUUCUUCCUCAUCCGAUCUUGAUUCAUCCGACGCUCAAGAAAUAACUUCUAUAUCCCCCAAAAAGAGCAGAAAAUGGGCGAGCCUACUAAGUAGGUCGGACCUUGUGCCGAGUCUCGAAAACCACUGAGCUGUGUAGCAGCCCCGCCGCCAGUACUGUCAGGACCUCGAAUGGCGCAGGCACGACGGCUCAGAAUCAGCCGGGAAGCCCUGUCAAAUCCGGAUGAAAUCCGUCCCAGCUCGUGGGCUGCACGAUCCAAAUGUACAAAUCAGGAUUCGGGAUGGCGGAUGGCCCGUUGCGAGGCGGUAGAAAUGUAUGAUAGGAACGACGAAAUCCAUU